AUGUUGGCACCGACCAAACCAACCGACUUCAACUACGGUGACUAUGCAACUCGUUUAGUACAUCAUAUGCGACGGUUGCGUAUUCAACCACCCCGCCAGCAAACGCCCCUAGGCUACCUCCCUCCUGGCUUAGCCGGAAGCUCGCAUGUCUUCCUCAGGGCAGAGGUUCGUGCACCACUGCAACCUCAAUACAGCGGCCCACACAAGGUACUGCGACGCUUGGACCGAGUCUACGUAAUAGAACGCUACAGUAAACGUGAGACCGUCACUAUUGACCAGCUCAAAUCUGCGCACCUGGAAGAAAACCGUCCCUUCCACUAA
Echinostoma caproni is the source of this 321-nucleotide messenger RNA. The record is from the annotation of a GenBank genome assembly. Lineage: Eukaryota; Metazoa; Platyhelminthes; Trematoda; Plagiorchiida; Echinostomatidae.